This is a messenger RNA of Brettanomyces nanus, 2043 nucleotides long. RefSeq names its product Glycine--tRNA ligase 1, mitochondrial (gene GRS1). Gene Ontology annotation, cellular component: cytoplasm; mitochondrion. Gene Ontology annotation, biological process: mitochondrial glycyl-tRNA aminoacylation. NCBI's taxonomy places the organism in Eukaryota, Fungi, Ascomycota, Pichiomycetes, Pichiales, Pichiaceae. The record is from RefSeq and is a predicted model, not a curated record. The coding region runs from base 1 to 2043 and encodes 680 amino acids. Gene Ontology annotation, molecular function: glycine-tRNA ligase activity; ATP binding. The transcript is spliced from 2 exons.
AUGCAAAUUCGUCAGCAGUUAAGAUCAUUUGCAAAUAAAGUUAGUGUUACACGAAAGGGCAAAGAGAGACUAAUUGUGAACAAGAUGACUAGUGAAUUUAACAGAGAGCAACUCGAGAGUGUUCUGAAAAGACGGUUCUUCUUUGCACCAGCAUUCGACAUAUAUGGAGGUAUUUCUGGUUUAUACGACUACGGUCCACCAGGAUGUGCUGUUCAGGCCAAUGUAGUGGAUACUUGGAGAAAGCACUUUGUACUUGAGGAAGAUAUGUUGGAGGUUGAUACUACUAUGCUCACACCGUAUGAGGUUCUUAAGACCUCAGGUCACGUCGACAAGUUUGCCGAUUGGAUGUGCCGUGAUUUAAAGAGCGGGGAAAUUUUCAGGGCUGAUCAUUUAGUUGAGGAAGUAUUGGAAGCUCGUUUGAAAGGUGACAAGCAGGCCCGUGGUAUUACGGAGAACCCAGAGGAAGAGGCCGAGAAGAAGAAGAAGAAGAAGAACAGAAAGAAGAAGGUGAAAGAGAUCAAGGCCAUAAAAUUGGAUGACCAGACAGUCUCGGAGUACGAGAUGAUUGUUGCCAAGAUCGACGGUUAUUCUGGAGAAGAGUUGGGCGAGUUCAUGGAGAAGUAUAAUAUUUGCAACCCUGCCACAGGUGAUCCUCUUGACAAGCCUCAGCAGUUUAACUUAAUGUUUGAGACUCACAUUGGACCUUCUGGUCAGAUAAAAGGUUUUUUGAGACCAGAAACUGCUCAAGGACAGUUCCUCAACUUUGAGAAGUUGCUUGAUUUCAACAAUGAAAAGAUGCCUUUUGCCUCUGCUGCCAUCGGCAAGUCUUUCCGUAAUGAGAUUUCGCCAAGAUCCGGCUUGCUACGUGUUCGUGAGUUCCUCAUGGCUGAAAUUGAGCACUAUGUCGAUCCGGAUGACAAGUCCCAUCCAAAGUUCCACACUGUUAAGGACAUGACCCUUGAUUUUUUACCACGUGACUUACAGGAGAAGGGCCAAACGGAGCCGGUCAAGAUGACAAUUGGUGAGGCUGUUUCGAAAAAGAUCGUUGAUAACCAGACAUUGGGAUACUUUUUAGGAAGAAUCUACUUGUUCUUGAUGAAAAUCGGUAUUAGCCCCAAGAAGUUCCGGUUCAGACAACAUAUGGCCAAUGAGAUGGCUCAUUAUGCCCAGGAUUGCUGGGAUGGUGAGUUGUUGACCUCUUAUGGCUGGAUUGAAUGUGUUGGUUGUGCUGAUAGAUCUGCUUACGAUUUGACAGUUCACUCUCGUAAGACUGGAGAGAAAUUGUGCGUUAGAGAGACACUUGCCGAGCCAAAGAUUGUCGAGGAGUUUGACUGUGAAAUUGAAAAGAAGAAGUUUGGUCCAAAGUUUAGAAGAGAUGCACCUAAGGUCGAGAAAUGGUUACUUUCACGAUCUCAAGUUGAACUCGAAGAAUUAGCACAAGAGCUUUCCUCGAAUGGCAAGAUUGUGGCCAGGAUUCCCGAUACAACCGUUGAAGAAGUGGAAAUUCCAGCCGACUUUGUCAAAAUCAAGAAGAUGAAGAAAACCGUUCACGUUAGAGAGUACAUUCCUAACGUCAUCGAGCCUUCUUUCGGUAUAGGGCGUAUUAUUUACUGCUUGUACGAACACUCAUUCUGGACCAGACCAGAAGACAGUGCUAGAGCAGUUUUAUCAUUCCCACCAUUGGUGGCUCCAACCAAGGUUCUUUUGGUUCCUUUGUCCAACAAUGCCACCCUUCAAUCCACGGUUAAAGACGUGAAGGAACAGUUAAAAGCUGCCAAGAUUCCAUUCAAAGUGGACGAUUCCUCGGCUUCUAUCGGUAAGAGAUACGCUCGUAACGAUGAAUUGGGUACUCCAUUCGGUAUUACAAUCGAUUUCGAUUCUGUGAAGGACAAUUCCGUCACUCUCAGAGAGAGAGACUCUACGAAACAGGUUAGAGGCUCCUUGAAAGAGAUCAUUAAGGCCAUUAACGAGAUCACCUACGACAGUAAAUCAUGGGACGAGGGCGUUAAGAACUUGACACCAUUUGAGAGCCAGACUGAAUAA